This is a messenger RNA of Phyllotreta striolata, 6788 nucleotides long. Lineage: Eukaryota; Metazoa; Arthropoda; Insecta; Coleoptera; Chrysomelidae. The record is from the annotation of a GenBank genome assembly.
AAACAACCAAACCAACAGGGUUCAUGUUCAUAUACAAACAAAGUAGUCGGCAAAUUGUUAUUUGUCUAAUUAAAUAUGUAUCGUGAUUUAAAUGAUAGUACUUGAGGAAUGAGGUCCUCUGCCAGUUAUACGCUUUAAAUAUUAGUGGUUGAAAUCAUUACUUUCUGUGGAUUCCGGCAAAAGACUAAAUUUAAAGCGCCAUGUUAUGCCAAGCCCAUUAUCCCUAUGUAUUAUUUCUGUUUUAUUUAUUCUUGACAUAUCGAAUAGUAAAAAGCAAUCCCGCAGAUGAAGAAGAUAAGGACUUAAACAUAACCAUUGAAGUACUUAAACAUGAACUACCCAAUCAGUUACCUCUCGGAGAUAAUAUCACGAUUAUUUGUAAAACUAAAUGGAUGUCGAGCGAAAUGAUGUGGACAUUCAAUGAUAAGAAUGUUUCCGAACAAGCAGGUUUUAAAUUAGAAAUGGAAAGUGAGAACAUAAAUAAAGAGUCUGGUAAUAAAUUCGAAGUUUCUAUUUUGCAUAUUCUUAGGAUAGGUUUUGACCACGUUGGAAAUUACAAAUGUCACGCCGUUUUAAAACGAAAUGACACUGAUAUGGAUUUAGAUUUCGGUCAAAUAUUUUUAAAUGUUACAUUACCAGCUCGAGUAGUACAAAUGUCCAAACCCACAUACACGAAGGUGCACGAAACCGUAGAAAUAUUUAGUAUUGUAGAAGGUUACCCGAUCGAGGAAAUCAAAUGGUUCAAAGAUAACGAACCCCUGACUGAUUUUACAUGGAACGUUAAGGAUAUUAACAUCACACAUAAGAAUACUUCUUUGAAAUUCGAAGUGGCUAAAAAGGAUAAUGGCACUUAUGCAUGUCUAGCGGUGACUCCUACAUCUCAAGCCCGAAAUUCCACUGAUGUGCUGGUUCUAGAUAAACCGCAAAUAGCGUUGGACUUCAUUAAACCUAUCGGCGUGAAUAAAAUAUACUUUAAUUGGACACUAAACGAUGGCAACAGCCCGAACGAUUUGAAAUAUAUCAUCCAAUACAAAUCCGAGGAAGACGAGGGAUGGAUUUAUUGUCAAACAAUGAUUAACGCCAGCAGCACUUCCAUAGUUCUCACAGUAAGAAACGAUACAUCUUCUAAGAAAAACUCUUCUUACACCAUAAGGAUCAAAGCUACCAACUCUCAAGGAGAGAGCAUGUAUUCCACAAGCAACUCGAUACAGCUACUAGACGAAGAACCCAUAGUCAUUCCCGAAGUGACCGUCACCGGAGUCACCUCCAGUUCGAUCACCAUCAAAUGGACUCCUCCGCCGGAGAAAUUCAAAGACCACAUCCACUACUACCAACUCAUUCUUCGAUCGUACCACACGCCCGAGAAGUUCGAGGCCGUCCAACCGGCCAUCAAAGACUACCUUUACAUGUUCUCGGAGCUGGAUUCGGCCACCACCUACAAUUUCCAAGUAGCCGCUUGCAGCGAUUACAGCAAGGAGUGCGGCCCGAUGUCCCAGCUCGUUAACGGCACCACUAUGGACGGUACCGCAGGUCCUCCCUCGAACGCUUCCAUUGAAUGCAGAUUCGAUAAUAUCAGCCACACGAACUUCGUUUUCGUCUCUUGGCAACCUCCGAUCGAACCCCACGGCACCAUCCAAUCGUAUAGUGUAACAUUAGAAGGUUCGGCGGCUUUCAUAAACGAUCUAGGACAAUUGGAAAGUCUUACUUGGGGCCCAAAAUCCACAAGCAUUCGAGAGAUAACGCUAAACGCACGAUUCAACGAUGUGUCUGCCAAUACGAAUUACACUGUAAGACUAUCGGGUGUUACUCGACUAAGAAAAAACGGACAAUCUGUGACGUUGAACUGUACAAUGCCGCCUACGUUACCCAACAAGCAGAAGCUAGCCAGGUUGCAUUGGAACAAAAUGGAAGAGCAGGGAAAAUGGAUGUUCAAGCUUUUUAUGCCGAGGAUAUCCGAGAGAAACGGCCCGAUUUGUUGCUACAGAAUUUACCUGGUGCGCAUGGAAGAUCAGCAGAAACUAUCCGAUUUACCGAAUCCUGAAGACCUAACCAUUAUGUCAUACCAAGAAGCUCACAGGACACCUAAAGGUGGUGCUUACGUUGCGGAAAUGUUCACAAGCUCUAGCUUCCACAACGAAAUAUUCUUGGGCGACGAACAGGUUUAUAACAUAACCAACACCCAAUGCGAUGAGUGUAUAGGCUUGAGACCUUACAACACUCCUAGAGAAGAAAAAAUCAAAAACAUCACAACCAAUCUAGCGAACAGGAUAAGAAGAAACGAGAUUCUGACUGAUCCCCUUCCGCCAUACGAUGGAACUCUCGAUAUCAGCAGCAAUUACACCGGCUUCGUCGAAAUAAUAGUACACGGAGACGGGCAAUCGCAAUUCCUGGCAGCUUACAGUAAUUACUUGGACAUGAUGAAUCCUGGUCCCGAAGUUGUAGCAGCUCCCGCGGCAGGAACGUUGAGUUUAAUCGUCAAAAUAUUAUGCGUCCUGGUCGUAGUCAUUUUAAUACUGCUCGGCGCUCUGUGCAUCUUACACCGAUACACCAAACAAGCCCACGCUCAAGCCGUUGAAAUGAUAACGUUCAGAACUUCCUUAAGAGGCCUCGGGGGUCGCCAAAGACUGGUGUCUCUAAAUCCUCCUGAUAUGUGCCCGAUCAGCAAAUCGGAACUCGUUUCUGCUUACAUAGAACAUCACAGGGACUCCGAUUACGGGUUUCAACAGGAAUUCGAACUGUUGCCCGACAGAUUUUCCGACAGAACCACGCGAGCAUCCGACGCGAGGGAGAACGUCUACAAGAACCGCUACCCGGACAUCAAAGCGUACGAUCAAACUAGAGUGAAGCUAUCGCAAGUCGAUAGCAUCGCUGGAUCCGAUUACAUAAAUGCGAACUACGUGAUGGGUUACAAGGAGCGCAAGAAAUUCAUAUGCGCUCAAGGGCCUAUGGAUACGACGGUCAACGAAUUCUGGAGGAUGAUUUGGGAGCAACACUUAGAGCUGAUCCUCAUGCUGACCAAUCUCGAGGAAUACAGCAAAACUAAAUGCAGCAAAUAUUGGCCGGACAAAGCCGAUGGCGACAAGAUUUUCGGCGAGAUUACCGUGACCCAUUUGCUGGAAACUAGAUACUCCGAUUACAUAGUUAGAGAGCUCAAAAUAAUUCGUUCGAGCAACGGCAAGGAAUUAGAAGAAAGGAACAUCGUGCAGUAUCAUUACUUGGUUUGGAAGGAUUUCAUGGCUCCCGAACAUCCGAACGGCAUAAUCAAAUUCAUUAAGAGAGUCAACGAAGCUUACUCCGUAGAAAAGGGUAGCAUUUUAGUUCAUUGCAGCGCCGGCGUCGGACGUACCGGCACUUUAGUGGCCCUCGAUUGUUUGAUACACCAGUUGAAAGAAGAAGGACACGUGUCUAUCUUCAACACUAUUUGUGAUUUAAGACAUCAGAGAAACUUCCUAGUCCAGUCUCUGAAACAAUAUAUUUUUAUUUAUCGAGCUCUGAUGGAAGUCUCUCAGUAUGGUGAUACAGAAAUUAAUUCCAAUGAAUUGAAAAGUACCUUGGACAGGUUAAGACAAUGUGAUAAUGGCAGAACGAAAUGUAAAUUAGAGGAGGAGUUUGAGAAUAUAAUAAACGCUUUCGAAGACAGGAAAUCCUGUUCUGUGGCCAGCGGUGAGGAGAACCGGGAGAAGAACCGCUGCGACAGCAUCCUUCCGUACGAUAGAAAUAGGGUUAUACUCACACCAUUAUCGGGCAAGGAACAUUCCACGUACAUAAACGCGACCUUCAUCGAAGGCUACGACAAUAGUGAAUCGUUUAUUAUUACCCAAGAUCCCAUCGAAUCGACGAUUAACGAUUUCUGGAGAAUGGUCUCCGAGCAAGGAAUCAGCGUGAUAGUCAUGCUUUCGGAAGUAGGCGAAGGGAAAUGUCCAAGAUAUUGGCCCGAGGAAGAAACAUACUACGAUCACAUCAACGUGCGAUACGUUCAAGCUGAAAGCUGUCCUUAUUAUACUAGAAGAGAAAUGAUUAUUAAGAGCAGAAACGGGGAAGAUCAAAAAGUUACUCAUUUACAGUACCACGGGUGGCCUACAGUCGAUGGAGAGGUACCCGAAGUUACAAGGGGUCUCAUUGAGUUAGUUGAUUUCUCUCAAACUGUACUGAUUAGAAACGGUUGUUCACCAUCGAUGAUAAUUCAUUGCAAUUUAGGAUCUGAUAGAAGUUCAAUGUUCGUUGGCCUCAGCAUAUUAGUACAGCAAUUACGAACUGAAAGAAGAGUUGAUAUAUUUACAAUAACGAGAAAACUAAGGUCGCAGAGACAAGCCAUGAUCAAUUCCUAUGCACAGUAUGAAUUUUUACAUCGAGCAAUUGUAAAUUACGCAGAACUUCACGGACUUUGCGAAAUUUAAACGCAAAUGAUUUGGUGCCAUAACUUAUAUAUUUCAUUCCAAGACACCUUUAUAUUGGUCUCGCUGAUAUCUAAGUAUUUUUGUAUUAGUAAUUUAUUUAAUCUAGGAAUAAUGUAUUUAGUUUAACAUUUAUUCCUGUGAAGAGCCAAAUUAAUGAUUUUAAACCAAAGGCAUUUGAAGGUAAGUUUGUACUUUUUUUAAGACUUGCAGCAAUUUUAGCUUUUGCUCAAAUUUUUGUUGUUUAAAAAAUAUCUCUGGCAACUGUUGUUACCUUAUUUGUUAAUUUUUAUUAUUUUAUGGCAGCUAUCCUGGAAGCUCUCUUUUCUAAGGCUAAGUUUUAUAUUUUAACAGUUGGUACUUUUUUAUUUUUCAAUUGUAUUGAAAUGAAAGCCAUUUGAUAUGUAUACAAAUCUGAACAAUUUUUUACCCUAAUUAUAAACAGACUGAACUUAAUGACAUUUAAAUACCAGGGAUAUUCACCAUAAUAAUUUUAAACUUAUUUUUUGUGUUAAUGUAUUGUGAUAUACAUAUAUUGUAGCCAUCUAGAUAUUGUAUCAUUUUUACAUUUGGUACUGCACAAUAUGUAUUUCAAGCACAUACCACAAUGGAUAAAAUAAAAAAAAUAUAUUAAGUAUGUUCCUACAGAAAUAACGAAUCAGAACCUGUAAAUUUCUCAAUUCUAGUUUGCUACUAGUCAUGUGACUAAAUUAAAAUAUUUUAUUGGAUCAUGUGAGUUUGUGAUUUCUGCAGGAACAGGCCUAUUAUUACUGUCUUAGGUAUUUUUUCUCGUAUUGUGCAUUUAAUGAAGUAGCAAAAAUUUUACUUCUGCAGGUUUUUAAAUUUUUUUCUUCUGAUGCAUCAAUUGUUUGAGAUUUAUUUUUGGUUUAAUUAUAUGGUUAAUAUGUCGUUUUAAUUAUAAGUAAUUUUUCCUAGAGAAGGUACGAUCUGAAAGAAAAAAAAACUAAAUUUAAUAAUUCGUGUUAAGGGCUAGUUGAUAUAAACUGAAUGUUUAAGAUGAUGUUCAUAGAAUUUUUAACAUUUUCCCGUUGAUCUUUCAGUUAUUUUUAAGCCAUUGAAAUAUGUACUGAUAAGGUGUAAGUGUGUUGUAAAAAUAACAGGAUAAUUAAUAUCCUUCCUUAUCUUGAAUGACAAUAAGGCGAUUAGGAAAAUAUCCAUGCUUGAUUUAAUUAAGCUAUGGUUGGUAUUUAACUUGAAAGAUUAAAGUAUGUAAUGCCUGAAUUGAAAGACUGAUUUUUGUAAAAUUAGUAGGUUGGGUAGUACUUUUACGACAUAUUAACCAUAAUAAUUAGUCUAAAUAUUUUUUGAGCAAAUGGACUAUUUGUAGAUUCGAAUAUUUUGAGUAUUUUCAUAUUGAAAAUAAGGUUGUGAUUUUCUAAUUUUAUAUUACUUAUUUCAUAGGAUCUGAUUUUAAUUUGUACUCGAUAGAAAGUUUAUUUUUUUUAAGGUAAGAACAAUAAAAUAGAAAUGUUCUCUAAUAUUUUAAAAAAUUAGUACUUUUGCUACGCGUAAAAUUUAGCAUUGUAGAGAACGGAGAGAUUUUUAAAAGACACAUCUAUGAAUAGUCCGUUUAAUAUUUUUUUAAUAACUUGUUUGCCAAAUUCAAAACAGCACAAUAUUUCUUUUAGUAAGUACCAAAUUUAUUUUUGUAUUCCAAACAUAACGACCAUUUUUAUAAAAGAAACGUGCUCAAUGCUGUGCUACAAGUGACCACAGUUAUCUUUAUCACCAUUACUAUUGUUUUGUAUAAAGAAUGAAUUUAAAUGUGGUAGAAUAGAACGUAAUAUACUCAAUACCUAACUUGCUUAAAGAUGUAGUGCUUUAAGUUGCUUACUCAAACAUGUAUAAUUUUUUAAUCAUUGUGAACGUCACUUUGUAUGUUAGAUAUGUGUGUAUAUACAAUUUCGUCGACUUUAUGUGACUUUACUUUUCUAUACCAGUUCUUCAAAAACAUUGAAUUAACGUCUUAAAUAAUACGAAAUUCUUUGUAAUGUUCCUUAACAUUCCUUAUUCACGUUUAUAAUUAUUUUUUAUACUUUUUAGUGUUUUUUAAGGUCUUGUAUAGAGCACUCGUAAAAUAACUCCCUACAAAGAUGUAUUCAAAAUUUUUUACUAACUUAUUUUUGUAAAUAACUACAUUGGAGUUUUAAAUGAAAAUAACGAUUUUUCUGCAUAUGUUUCGAAGAAAUGUUUUAAUGGUUUUCUACCGUACAGUCAGUAAACAUUACUGAGGGUGUUAAUUUAUGACUGAAAAACUGACUUUGCCCUUUGUAUUCUCGAAUACAAAAUUAAGACUGUAUAUGCAAUUAUUGCGCUGAUAAAUAAAUAUUUAUUUAUAAAUUUUCCUUUUUACUUUUAUUUUAUAAUGCUAAC